UACAGAAAGUACCUAAAAAUCAUUAUUACAGGUUUGUUUUUUUAAGCUGGCCAUGCAUACAAAGGUAUUUAUGGAACCUCAAAAAACUGCAUCGUUUAUGUCGGUUAUAAACUUGUUGCACCAUAUAAGCCUUGUGCAAGUCAAUUUUAUGCCAUAAGUAUAAUGAACAGAGUAAAGAAACUGUGAAUAUGAGGAACUUUUUUAAUUUGGCAUGGAUUGCCCAUAAUUAGCCCCGCGACAAUGUUUAACCGAUUGGCUUGAAUUGACUCGAUCACAACUGCACCUGUCCGUCUCUUGUUUCACAAAGUAAAAUCAACCGUUCUUACAGAUCAUGAAUGGCCUUCGGAUCCCACCUGGCAUUCAAGUGUUCAACUCGAUUAAAAACUUCCGUCAAUGGCGACGACAAAUCCUCCUUGAUCGCCAGACGCUAGGCUAUGUACCAACCAUGGGUGCACUUCAUCGUGGACAUUUGUCGCUGGUAUCUAAAGCCAAGGCUGCAUGUGAUCACGUGGCACUGACAAUUUUUGUCAAUCCAGCACAGUUCUCGCCAAACGAAGAUUUGGGUACAUAUCCACGCACUUUACAAGCAGACUUGGAUGCCCUGGCACAACAUUUGGACAAGGCUGCAGUUUUGGUACCACAGGUCGCGGAAAUGUAUCCGUCUGGCAUUGAACCCGAAGUAUCCAAGCAAGUCGGUGCGUUUGUUGAGGUCAAGGGCUUUUCUCAUCAGUUGGAGGGAACUACUCGGCCUCACUUUUUCCGUGGCGUGGCAACUGUCGUCAGCAAGUUUUUAAACAUCGUCGAACCUGAGCAAGUGUUCUUUGGUCAAAAGGAUGCUCAACAAUGCGUUGUGAUCCAGCGGAUGAUCCACGACUUGCACUUUAACGUCAAAAUGAACAUUUGUUCUACCGUCCGUGAGUCAGACGGCCUUGCCAUGUCCUCAAGAAACACUUAUUUGACACCUAUCCAACGCAAGUACGCGCUGGUGUUGUACAAUGCAUUAAAGCUAAUGGAGGAAAUGUACGAAAAAUCGACAAAGCACGCGCCUACUUUGAUAGCGGCUGCUACUGAAUUGGUGAACAGGACACAACAGGAAGCUCAGGCAGAAUGUGAAAUCAAACUGGAUUAUAUCAGCAUUGCGUCGCCAAAGGAUCUCAAUGAGGUGAAGGGCGAUAUCGCGGACGGAUGCAUCAUGAGUGGUGCCGUGUAUGUGGGCAAGACCAGACUUAUAGACAACUUGAUGGUUAAUGUAAACUUGUAGAUAGCAAAAAUGAAUACCAUGGGAUAAGCAAUAUAUACGUUUUGAUA
Messenger RNA from Zychaea mexicana, 1308 nucleotides. Its product is annotated as Pantoate-beta-alanine ligase. The coding region runs from base 332 to 1261 and encodes 309 amino acids. The transcript has 4 exons. The record is from RefSeq and is a predicted model, not a curated record. Gene Ontology annotation, biological process: pantothenate biosynthetic process. Gene Ontology annotation, molecular function: pantoate-beta-alanine ligase activity. Lineage: Eukaryota; Fungi; Mucoromycota; Mucoromycetes; Mucorales; Lichtheimiaceae.